AUGGCAGAAGAAGCUGAUAAAAAUGCGAGAGUGUACCUCCAAAGGUUUGAGAAAUUUCACGGCCCCUUAGAAGAUGAUCUAGGUGUGUUAAUAAAGAAAUUCGCUGAUAUAGGGGUAAAGAAAUUUUGGUUUACUGGUGAGGGACUACCAUUAUUUCCAAAUGUUUCUCCUCAACAAUUACAUGAGGUUUUCGUCAAAAAAUCAGCUAACAUUGAUCAGUGUCCAUGUCUAAAAUCAAAA
Molecule: messenger RNA, 240 nt
Organism: Paraglomus occultum
Lineage: Eukaryota; Fungi; Glomeromycota; Glomeromycetes; Paraglomerales; Paraglomeraceae
Source: the annotation of a GenBank genome assembly